AAUUUAAUUAUUACUAUAACCUGCAAGGUAGACCCAUCUAGUUCCAUUCAUGGAUCCCAAGCAGCCUAACAACAACAAUAUUAAGCCUACUCAUGAUCAGAUAAAAGACUUGCAGAUUUUGAAAAAUGAUGAAACCAAGAAACAGCAGCAGGUGGCUGCUCCUAAAAGAAAAGAUAGGCAUACCAAAGUUGAAGGUAGAGGGAGGAGGAUACGUAUGCCUGCUCUAUGUGCAGCAAGAAUCUUUCAACUUACGCGCGAAUUGGGUCAUAAAUCUGAUGGUGAGACAAUUCAGUGGCUGCUGCAGCAAGCCGAGCCUUCGAUUAUUGCUGCUACUGGCACAGGGACAAUUCCUGCAUCGGCUUUAGCUGCAGCAGCAUCUGUUUCUCAACAGGGGAUCUCUGUAUCAGCUGGUUUAAUGAUUGAAUCGGGGGCGAAUAUCGCGGGGUCAGGUAGCAGUAGAAGUAGUAAUAGUAGGACCAAUUGGCCAAUGAUCUGUGGGAAUUUUGGAAGACCCCAUUUGGCUACAGUAGGAAUAUGGCCUGCCCCUGCCCCUGUUGUCACUAGUUUUGGGUUUCAGUCCUCAUCUGCUCCAUCAAGCGCCAGUUUAGGCAGUGAAAGUUCAAACUAUUACUUACAGAAAAUUGGGUUUCCUGGAUUUGAUCUGCCUGCAGCUACAAAUAUGAAUCCUAUGAGUUUUACUUCAAUUCUUGGUGGAAGUAACCAGCAACUGCCAGGAUUGGAGCUUGGAUUAUCUCAAGAGGGUCAUUUAGGGGUUUUGAACCAGAUAUACCAGCAGGAAAGAAUGCAACAUCCGCAGCAGCAACAACAAGAUCAGCAUCAGCAUCAGCAUCAACAACAAUCUCCGGAGGAUGAUUCUCAAGGAUCAGGACAUUAAAGCAUCCUUCAGAUAAAAGACCUGAGUUAGGUUAUUUUGGUGAAUGAGUUUUCAUUUGUUAGGAGGUGUAUUGAUUAUAAGUUAAAAGCCAUCCAUCUUUUUGUUAUUCAUUCGCCCUUUAUAUAUGAGUGGUGUGCUUAUAUCUUGCUUGCUGAAA
Messenger RNA from Solanum verrucosum, 1052 nucleotides. RefSeq names its product transcription factor TCP20-like. The record is from RefSeq and is a predicted model, not a curated record. Bases 50 to 895 code for a protein of 281 amino acids. Gene Ontology annotation, cellular component: nucleus. Gene Ontology annotation, molecular function: sequence-specific DNA binding; DNA-binding transcription factor activity. The transcript has a single exon. NCBI's taxonomy places the organism in Eukaryota, Viridiplantae, Streptophyta, Magnoliopsida, Solanales, Solanaceae.